Molecule: messenger RNA, 1326 nt
Organism: Closterium sp. NIES-65
Lineage: Eukaryota; Viridiplantae; Streptophyta; Zygnematophyceae; Desmidiales; Closteriaceae
Source: the annotation of a GenBank genome assembly
AUGGGAGUGAGGAGGGAUGAGGAGGAAGAAGCGAGGACAGAGAUGGGAGUGAGGAGGGAUGAGAGUGAGGAAGAAGGUAGGACGAGGACUGGAGAGAGAAUGGAUCAGAGGGAAGAAGGAAGGAGAGAGAUGGGAGUGAGGAGGGAAGAGAGGGAGGAAGAUUGGAGGAGAGAGAUGGCAGUGAGGAGGGAAGAGAAGACGGAAGAAGGGAGGACAGAGAUGGGAGUGAGGAGGGAAGCGAGGGAGGAAGAAGGGAGGAGAGAGAUGGGAGUGAGGAGGGAAGAGAGGGAGGAAGAUUGGUGGAGAGAGAUGGGAGUGAGGAGGGAAGAGAAGAAGGAAGAAGGGAGGACAGAGAUGGGAGUGAGGAGGGAUGAGAGGGAGGGAGAUGGGAGGACAGAGAUUUACAGCAUCUCUUCACUGUCACCCAUGCCCUACUCAACCCCUAUCCCUUUCAGUUUCCAGGCCAGAUUGUGCCUUGUCUCUGUCCCUCCUUCAUCCUCCCUCUCAUCCCUCCACUCCCAUCUCUCUCCUCCCUUCUUCCUCUCUCUCAUCCCUCCACUCCCAUCUCUGUCCUCCCUUCUUCCUCUCUCUCAUCCCUCCACUCCCAUCUCUCUCAUCCCUUCUUCCUCUCUCUCAUCCCUCCACUCCCAUCUCUGUCCUCCCUUCUUCCUCUCUCUCAUCCCUCCACUCCCAUCUCUGUCCUCCCCUUUUCCUCUCUCUCAUCCCUCCAAUCCCAUCUCUGUCCUCCCUUCUUCCUCUCUCUCAUCCCUCCACUCCCAUCUCUGUCCUCCCUUCUUCCUCUCUCUCAUCCCUCCACUCCCAUCUCUCUCCUCCCUUCUUCCUCUCUCUCAUCCCUCCACUCCCAUCUCUGUCCUCCCUUCUUCCUCUCUCUCAUCCCUCCACUCCCAUCUCUCUCCUCCCUUCUUCCUCUCUCUCAUCCCUCCACUCCCAUCUCUCUCCUCCCUUCUUCCUCUCUCUCAUCCCUCCACUCCCAUCUCUCUCCUCCCUUCUUCCUCUCUCUCAUCCCUCCACUCCCAUCUCUGUCCUCCCUUCUUCCUCUCUCUCAUCCCUCCACUCCCAUCUCUGUCCUCCCUUCUUCCUCUCUCUCAUCCCUCCACUCCCAUCUCUGUCCUCCCUUCUUCCUCUCUCUCAUCCCUCCACUCCCAUCUCUGUCCUCCCUUCUUCCUCUCUCUCAUCCCUCCACUCCCAUCUCUGUCCUCUCUGUCCUCGCACCCAUCCAUGCCCUGCCUUUGUCCUCCCUCUCAACCCUUCUCACUCCCAUCUCUCUCCUCCCUUUCUCCUCCCUCUCGUCUCUUGUCAGAUUGA